This is a messenger RNA of Colletotrichum navitas, 501 nucleotides long. RefSeq lists its product as uncharacterized. NCBI's taxonomy places the organism in Eukaryota, Fungi, Ascomycota, Sordariomycetes, Glomerellales, Glomerellaceae. The transcript is spliced from 2 exons. The record is from RefSeq and is a predicted model, not a curated record. The coding region runs from base 1 to 501 and encodes 166 amino acids.
AUGCUCGCCAGUAAACCCCAAGAGCCUCGUGAGCCAUUGUCGCCCGCGAUACCCGUCGUGCUCUGCGGCAAGACGGAGCAGGUCGGUAGCAAAGUCAUCGCCGGUCUGAGGCCGGAAUACGACGUCAUCCACUUCGUCACGUCGCCUACCUCGGGCGCCGCGAUCCUCCCCGCCCUCCUCGCCUCCCGGCCUUUACCCCCCCAUCCUGAAACCAGCAGGAUUGGAAGCGGAAACUACACCGCCGCCCCCCGCGCCGUGAUCCUCGGCGGCGCCUUUCACGACGCCGCGACGGCGGCUCUUCAGGGGGCGGUCGCCGACGCGCGGGCGUCCGCGGACGUGCGUACGGUCCCCUGGCUGAGGCAGGACUCAAGCAAGCCGGCGCCGCCGCGGGGAGGGCCUGAGUACGGCGCGGCCAUGGUCGUGAGGGUGAGAGAGGCACUGGCGAGGCUGGAGGGGGAGGGGAAGCUGGAUGGGAGCUACGGAGGCGACGAGUGGUACUGA